GCGAGCCGGCAGCGCCCCCCUUCCUCCGCCGCCUCCCCCGCCAUGGGGCGUCCGCUCAGAUCCAAAUUUGCUUAUGGAAUUGCUCAAGAUGUGUACUCAGCAGAAAGAACACUUUCUACAUAAUCAAGUGGCCACUUCAAAAUUAAAAUAAAUGAUUGUGUGACUUGUUUUGCCUCAUCAGCUGUACUUCUUCACUGAAGCCUGAAGAACAAGUGAUCUUCACAGUAACAUUUUUAUGACAGUAUGACUAACUGUAAAGGCAGAUCUACCACAACAAAAGCAAGUAGUAAGGCUUAUGAUGGAGAACGUUUUGUAAACUGGACUAUAAAUCUAAAUACGAUUCAGUCUGACAAAUUUCUGAACCUGUUGUUGAGUAUGGUUCCAGUUGUUUAUCACAAAAGCCAGGAAGAGAGACAUAAAGUGAAUGGUGUCUGGCAAGAUGGAUUACAACCUACAGGGCUCAAUUAUAAUGUUAGAUCUGAUCAACACCUAGAGUACCAUCACUUCUCAGAACCAACUUUUCAUGGUAGUAAUGGACACAGUCCAUCUAGCUGUAGCCCAAAGUACGAUGAUUUUUCCACUUAUAAUUAUUGUGAUGGAAUGGACACUUCAGAAACGGAUGCCAUAUUACAGGGUGACAGCUUAUCUACUGAUAGUGAUGAAGAUGUCAUCGUGGAAGGGAGCAGAAAACAGCCAAAGGAAUCCAGUAGUAUUAUGGCAUUACAGAUACUUGUACCAUUUUUGCUAGCAGGAUUUGGAACUGUUUCUGCUGGUAUGGUUCUGGAUAUUGUGCAGCAUUGGGAAGUGUUCAAAAAUGUUUCCGAAGUUUUUAUCUUGGUUCCUGCACUUCUUGGACUCAAAGGAAAUUUGGAGAUGACUUUGGCAUCCAGACUGUCAACUGCAGUAAACAUUGGGAAAAUGGAUUCUCCCAUUGAGAAAUGGAACCUAAUAAUUGGCAAUUUGGCAUUAAAACAGGUGCAAGCAACAGUAGUUGGUUUUCUGGCAGCAGUGGCAGCAAUCAUAUUGGGCUGGAUUCCAGAUGGCAAAUACCGCCUCGACCAUUCAAUCCUUUUGUGUUCCAGCAGUGUAGCAACUGCCUUUAUUGCAUCUCUUUUACAAGGGAUAAUUAUGGUUGGAGUUAUUGUUGGAUCAAAGAAGACUGGUAUUAAUCCUGACAAUGUUGCCACGCCCAUUGCAGCAAGUUUUGGAGACCUUAUCACUCUUGCUAUACUAGCUUGGAUAAGUCAGGGCCUUUAUGAUUGCCUUGAGACGUAUUAUUAUAUAUCUCCUUUAGUUGGUGCCUUUUUCUUGGCUCUGACUCCUAUGGGGAUUGUAAUAGCUGCCAAACAUCCAGCUACAAGAACUGUUCUCCAUUCAGGAUGGGAGCCUGUUAUAACUGCUAUGAUCAUAAGCAGCAUUGGUGGCCUUAUUCUGGACACAACUGUAUCUGAUCCUAAUUUGGCUGGGAUUGUUGUUUAUACUCCAGUAAUCAAUGGUAUUGGUGGUAAUUUAGUGGCUAUUCAAGCUAGCAGAAUUUCUACCUACCUCCAUUUACAUAGCAUUCCUGGAGAAUUGCCAGAGGAAGCCAAGGGUUGCUAUUACCCAUGCAGGACUUUUUAUGGUACAGGAGUAAACCACAAAUCAGCUCAAGUUCUGCUGCUUUUGGUGAUUCCUGGGCAUUUAAUUUUCUUGUACACCAUUCACUUAAUGAAAAGUGGACACACUUCACUGACUCCAAUCUUUAUAGCAGUAUAUUUGUUUGCAGCCCUGCUACAGGUAUUCACCCUGUUAUGGAUUGCUGACUGGAUGGUGCACCAUUUCUGGAAAAAAGGAAAAGAUCCCGACAGUUUUUCUAUUCCUUACCUUACUGCAUUGGGAGAUCUACUUGGAACAGCCUUAUUAGCCAUAAGUUUUCACUUCCUAUGGCAAAUUGGUGAUAAGGAUGGGGAUGUUGGAGAUUAAUUAUACAUAUGGACAUGCUAAUUUUCCUACUAGAUUGGGAGGAAAAAUAGGAGAUAACUGUUUACCAUUCCACUUCAGUGAAUGCCACCACAAUUGGUCCGUUUAAUAUGAGUAUUUUAAGUCAGUACAGAUAUUAAAUGGCCUUAAAUGA
Messenger RNA from Alligator sinensis (Chinese alligator), 2113 nucleotides. RefSeq names its product solute carrier family 41 member 2 (gene SLC41A2). Gene Ontology annotation, molecular function: monoatomic cation transmembrane transporter activity. The record is from RefSeq and is a predicted model, not a curated record. The transcript has 11 exons. Gene Ontology annotation, biological process: monoatomic cation transport. Lineage: Eukaryota; Metazoa; Chordata; Crocodylia; Alligatoridae. The coding region runs from base 244 to 1962 and encodes 572 amino acids. Gene Ontology annotation, cellular component: plasma membrane.